Metarhizium robertsii ARSEF 23 is the source of this 3162-nucleotide messenger RNA. RefSeq names its product Ribonuclease H-like protein. Bases 1 to 3162 code for a protein of 1053 amino acids. Gene Ontology annotation, molecular function: protein dimerization activity. The record is from RefSeq and is a predicted model, not a curated record. Lineage: Eukaryota; Fungi; Ascomycota; Sordariomycetes; Hypocreales; Clavicipitaceae. The transcript has 4 exons.
AUGGACUACUGGGGCGAGAUGGGAAGUGGGCGGACGGGUGGGAGAUGUGAAUUGCGGCGGCGGCGAUGGCGACGGCCACCUCCAGCCCGCCUUUGUGAGCCAGAUUGGCUCGAUCUCGGCAACUACACACCUAAGAAUUUAGCUCGGGGUGCCCGCGCAGCCCUCCUUCGAGCCAGCUCACCCGUGGAGGUCACCGACAUUGGCGUUUCACCCGCACGUGGCAGGAGCGCCCAAACGCCAUCUUCACCACUCACCCGCAUUUGCAAUGCUGCUAUUGCGGAAGGACAGCAGCUCGACGAUUUUCCUGCAUUGCCAACACCGACCAUCCAGGAGCAGCAACACCUACCCAUCGACAUCACGGAUGCGGCCAACCAGCUUGCGGACGAACAAGUUGCCGUCUACAACGCUAAACUAAAGGUCUUCCGAACCUUCUGCGCGCACUUUAACGAGGCGGCUAAGAAAUUCCCAUCCGGCCCGGAACGCGACUUCGCCCAACACUUCUCCAGCAGCUUUCUCGGCUUUUGGAAGCAGACACUCAGCAACUCCCAAUCCGCUUCUGCGCCUACCUACAGCAGUGUAGCUGCCCACACCAGUUCUCCUCGCACUCCCACAGCCCCGACAUACGACGCGCAGGCUUUUCACGCGCACCGCCAAUCCGCACCCACACAUCGCCAAGGGCAACAACCUGCGGCUCCUGCGCCACCCCGAGACGACCUCCGGGUAUUCGUCCGCCUCGACGCCGACGCCCCGGCUAGGAACCAUAUUGGAUACGCCAUCCGCGCUCACGUUGCUAGCAAGACCGGUAUUGAACUGAAUCGAAUCCCGCAAGUAUUUCAAGUAAAGACUGGGUGGGCCAUACGUGCCACAGACAAGCUCACACGCGACCUUCUUGUAGAGCGCCAGACAGAAUGGGCUGCUGACCUCGGCGCAACAGCUGUAGAGACCAGCCAGAAAUGGCACACCUACAUUGUAGACAACUGCCCUCGUAGGCUCACCGAUCUUUAUGGGAAUGAACUGAACUACGACGCUGCUGCCCGUGACGAGAUCAACCAUCAGACGGGACUUACGCCGGUCAGCGUUCGAGUCCCCCGUCGUGAUAAUGACCAACAUCCAUACAAAACACUUGUCAUUUCCUUCUUAGAACCAACUAAAAGGCCUUGGAGCCUGUUUGGCACUAGCCGACUAGCCAGACUGAUCGAAAGAACCAACCCUCCCAAGCAGUGCGAGAACUGCUGGGACUACCACACACGACAUGCAUGCAACAGACAAACACGAUGCAAACGCUGUGGAAAGACUAACCACAACAGUGACAGCUGCACUGCCGCCGAACAAUGUGCCAACUGCCUCGGACCACAUAUUGCGGACCUCACGACAUGCCCGGCGCGGCCAAAGAGAGUUCAUGGACUGCUGCAGCGUCUCCCCAAAGAACAGCGUGCGCUGAUCAGACAAAUGGGCUCUCAACUCUUCCAGCAACACCAGGCCGCACAACGACAGCCUCCUCAGGCGACACCUAACAACCAUCCGGCACCAGAGGCCGUGGCAGAACAACAGCGUGCUCCAAUGGCGGUCAUGGAGCCGCCUCGGGAUCAUGUGAAUCCUCAAGACCUGAGUACCUUCUUCACUUGCACCCUACCGGUCCUGCCGUCUUCUUCCCCGAUGCGCCCCAUGGCCGUGGAACUCGGACCAGAAACGGCGCGGAGACGUCCUCUGCUGACAUCACCUAAGCGGCGCCUUGAGCAUAUCCGCAUCCGUUGCCUCGGUCAUGUCAUCAACCUCGCUGCUAGUGCCUUCAUUUACAGACAGAACAACGAAGCAGAUGAGCUCUCAAAACUAAACCUGCCUACACAAGGCAAGAAAAAGGAGAAGGACGAGAUCAAAUCUCCAUCAAAAUGGCGAAAACUAGGCCCAGUUGGCAAGCUCUUCAACCUUGUCAAACUCAUCCACGCUUCUAACGCAAACAUGAACUCCUUCACAAACAUCACAGGUUGCCAAAUGCCUCUUCCUAACGCGACAAGGUGGAAUAGUUGGUUCAUCAUGAUCCACAAGGCUCUCAAGCUUCGCAAAGGAAUCAUUCAGUGGUCGAGUUCCAGAAAAUCCGCGCAGGAGGAUUGCCUCACUCACGAUGAGUGGAGGGAACUCUUUAAUUACAAGAACUUCCUCCUUCCAUUUUGGCAAGCGACAAAGGCCGCCGAGGGCGACCGUGCAUCUCUUCAAUCAGUACAACUUUCCAUGGAUUACCUCGCAGACCACUACGCCAAGGCCACAGAGUUUUACAAGGACAAUGCCUCAACGAAAGCGCGCAUUCUCACCUCCCAUCUCAUCUUUGACAAAUACUACAACAUUACGGAUCGGGCACCUCUCUAUGCGGCUUCCAUCCUUCUGCACCCCAGCCUUCGUCGAUCUUACCUUGACAAACAGUGGGCAGCUCUCUCUACAAAAAAUGAAACCCCGUAUAUUGAGAAUGCAGUGAAGGCGACCACCUCACUUUGGGAGAAAUACAAGCCUCAGGACGGCGAGGCCGAGGGUAGCUCAAAGCGAGGCGAGCUAUCAAGCUUUGACGUGUUCAUGCAGAGUGUACUUCAGGAUAACUCAACAUGCGACGAGUUUGAGAGAUUCAUCAAGGGCGAUAAGUUCCCCAUCCAUCGCUCUCCACUCGAGUGGUGGCUUGAACCCACACAGGGAGACAUGUACCCAAAUCUUCAACAAUUCGCCAUUGACGUCUUCACGAUUCCCCCCAUGUCCGCAGAGCCUGAGCGACUCUUUUCAGGGGGGAGAAGGACCGUCUCAUGGACACGGUGUCGCCUCUCCGCGUUCACAAUUGAGAUGCUCGAGUGCGUCAAACAUUGGAUCAAGAACGGCCUUGACGAGCCAGUCGAGGGUGAAGAGGACGAGGAUAUCUUCGAACCGUCACCCGAGGAGCUCGCACAAGUGGAGGCGGAUUGGGAUGAGCUAAUCACUGACAAUCUCGCUGCGCAUGUUCGCAGAUUCGCCCUAGACGAAGAGCUAGAUGGCACGGUCAGCCCUGCAGAGCUCUUCGCGAUGGACGCUAUCCCGCUCGUUGGCCAAGACGAGGACAGUGACAUGUUCAAUAGCGAGAGGGAAUCGGAGGAGGUAAACGACGUGGAUGAGGAUGUGUGCGAAGAUAAAGAGGGAGAAGAGUAA